Molecule: messenger RNA, 3837 nt
Organism: Harpegnathos saltator (Jerdon's jumping ant)
Lineage: Eukaryota; Metazoa; Arthropoda; Insecta; Hymenoptera; Formicidae
Exons: 1
Coding region: 1-3837 (1278 amino acids)
Biological process (GO): DNA integration
Molecular function (GO): nucleic acid binding
Source: RefSeq, a predicted model, not a curated record
AUGACUUUUGCUUCCGAGAAGCUUGCUAAAGCGUUGCGCGCGAAAAGACUCCGUCGUCCGGUCGCCGUCUCCGCUGUGGGAUGCGUCAACGCGGGGACUUUCCGGCAUGAGAUCGAGAUCAUCGUCUCGCCCCGAGGAGCGGAAACUCCGGCGUUGCUCACCGCCGCGCUAAUAUUGCGAUCGUUCACGACGUAUGCUCCGCAUUGCGAAGCGGAUGCGUCGUGCUUGACGCAUCUCGCGGAUCUGCGCUGGGCCGAUCCGAAUCCGCUCAGCUCGGAUCCAAUCGAUUUGAUCAUCGGGGCGGAUCUCUAUAGCGAUAUUGUUCGCGAGGGCCUUCGCCGAGGAGGCGACGGUCAACUCAUGGCGCAGAACUCGGUGUUCGGGUGGUUUAUAUCAGGUCCGAUCACCCGGGCUUCUGCGCCUAGGGUGCGGGCGUGCGCGCUCGCUACUCAGGCGUCGAGCGUAGUAAUUUCGGCGCAUCAUUGUAAGGCCGAGAUUUCACUCGAGGAUGAAAUGAGGAGAUUUUGGGAAGUCGAGGAGGUUCCGCGAGCCGUCGAGCGGACGCCCGAUGACGAGCGGUGCGAGAGACACUUCGUCUCGACGCAUUCGCGAACGGUGGAAGGUCGAUACGUCGUCCGCUUGCCGUUUCGCAGCGGACCGCCGAUCGAUAUCGGAUCCUCGCGCUCGCGCGCCGUGCGAUGCCUUGCCGCACUUACGCGUCGUUUACAAACAAAGCCGGAACAAAGACGAGCAUAUGACGAGUUUUUGCGCGAAUACGAACUCAGCGGACACAUGAGACGCGCACCGGAGAUUUCAGACGCGUCUUCGCAAGUCGCAUACAUACCGCAUCACCCAGUCUUUCGUUCUCAUAGCGCCACGACAAAAUUGCGUGUAGUUUUUAACGCAUCGAGUCCGACGACUAACGGCUCGAGUUUAAACGACCAUUUGAUCGCCGGGCCAAAGCUGCAGACCGACUUAUCGUCCGUACUGCUGCGAUGGCGUAAUUUCAAAUACGCGUGUUCGGCCGACAUCGAAAAAAUGUAUCGACAAAUUCAGCUCGAUCUCCGCGAUGUCGACUAUCAGAGGAUCUUGUGGCACCCGGCGCCGGAUGACGAGCCGCGUGAAUAUCAAUUAAUGACCGUGACUUACGGCAUGUCCUGUGCUCCGUUUCUUGCGUUGCGAGUCCUUCAGCAAUUGAGGAUUGAUGACGGAGGCGAUUUCCCUCUCGCCGCUCCGCUCUUGAAAAACAACAUUUAUGUCGACGAUGUACUAUUCGGGAGCGACGACGUCGGGCAGACGAUCGAAAUCCGGAAUCAGCUCACAGCAUUGCUACGGCGAGGCGGCUUCGAACUUCGUAAAUGGUCCGGGAAUUCAGCCGCACUUCUCGCAGACCUCGAUGAGGCGAAUCAUGGACUCGCGUGCACCAGAUCACUCGCGAUUGAUGAGAGCGUAAAGAUUCUCGGGAUCACUUGGACGCCCGCGGGAGACAAUUUUCAAAUCAGCGUGUCGUUGCCAGCUUGCGUCCCCGAGAGCAAGCGCUCCAUUUUAUCGACUAUCGCCAAACUGUACGAUCCACUCGGAUGGGUCACUCCGAUCACGAUCAGCGCCAAAAUCUUUAUGCAGCACUUGUGGCGACGGCAACUUGAAUGGGACGACCCGAUUCCCGAGAUGCUGGCGUCGCGCUGGCGGGCAAUAUUCUCGAAUCUAUCCGCCUUGGAUGGACUACGCAUUCCGCGAUGGACCGGAUUCGGGCGCGACAUUCGACGCACGGAGCUGCAUGGAUUCGCGGACGCGUCUAACUCCGCGUACUCUGCCGUUGUUUAUUUGCGACUAACAACGCACUCAGGUCAAGUGAUCAUCACAUUGCUCACCGGCAAAUCACGCGUCGCUCCAUUGCAGCCAAUGAGCAUCCCGCGUCUCGAACUUUCGGCCGCCGUGCUCCUCUCGCGUCUCGUCGAAUUCGUGCGGACGGCAGGAGGUUACGACAAUGCAACAUGCUGCUGUUGGUCUGACUCGACGGUCGUGUUGUCGUGGCUGGCGGCGCACCCAUCACGAUGGAGGACCUUCGUCGCGAAUCGGGUGGCGGAGGUGCACGCGCGCCUCCCGCGCGUUCAAUGGCGGCAUGUUCCGACGGCCGACAAUCCCGCUGAUUGCGCGUCGCGCGGGUUGCUCGGCCUGGAAAUUCUCAAGCACGAUCUCUGGUGGCGAGGCCCGUCGUGGUUGACGUCGCCGCCAAACGCUUGGCCAUCCUUCGGGGAUGCCUCGGCUGCGGAGGCGCUGAGCGAGGAAAGGGUCGUGACGCACCUCGCCACUGAACCCGCAUCGCUCAACUCGCUGCUCCUCGAGUGCUAUUCUUCGUGGCCAAAGUUGGUUCGCGUUACCGCGUACAUCAUGCGCUUUAUCGCGCGAUGUCGUCGCCGUCUUACGGGAGAUUCAUCCGGUGAGCCGGCGGGCCCGGGCGUCACGGCGGGCGAGUGUUCGGGGGCGCGUACGCGAUUAUUGAAGCAGAUCCAAGCUGCGUUGUUGCCAAAGGAACUGCACAGGCUCGCGAAUCGCUUGGAAUUACCGUCGAAGAGCUCGAUUCUCGCGCUUCGACCGUUUCUCGAUGAGGAGGGUCUUCUCCGCGUCGGCGGUCGGAUAUCGCGCGCUCCCCUGCCUUGGACUCGGCGUCAUCCGAUUCUGCUCGCGUCGCAUCGUAUCACGAAACAGAUCGUCGAUCAUGCUCACGUACGUGGGCUACACGCCGGCGUGCAGCUAACCCUGAGCAUCGUUCGGCGCGACUUUUGGGUGAUUCGGGGUCGGGGCGUUGUGCGGGAGCAAAUACACCGCUGCGUGGUGUGCGCUCGCGAGCGCGCCGCCGUGCCAUCCCAGAUUAUGGCGGACCUCCCACGUGUCCGAGUCUCAGCUCCGGCUCGCUGUUUCGCACAUUGCGGCGUCGAUUAUGCCGGGCCAGUUCUCGUGCGUGCCUCUGCAGGACGAGGUAUAGCGACGCGGAAGGCAUACAUCGCUCUAUUCAUAUGUUUAGCCUCUCGCGCCGUGCACCUGGAGCUCGUAUGCGAUUACUCGACUCGGGCAUUUUUGAAAGCGUUUUCUCGGUUCGCCGCUCGUCGGGGAAUACCCAACACCGUUUACUCGGAUAACGGCACCAAUUUCGUCGGAGCCGAUCGUGAGCUGACCGUGGCCUAUCGGGCAGCGCUCCGCGACCCGAACUUUCUAAGUUCCACCGCGCUCGACGGAGUCAACUGGAGAUUCAUCCCUCCAGCCGCGCCACAUUUCGGGGGGUUGUGGGAGGCCGGCAUUAAGAGCGUCAAGCACCACGUGCGUAGCGUACUGCGGAGCUACACUCUGACCUUCGAGGAGUACGCUACUCUGCUCUGUCGGAUUGAGGCGUGUCUUAACUCAAGACCGAUCGCGCCGAUUUCCGACUCGCUCGAUGACUACGAGCCGCUCACGCCCGGUCAUCUGCUCGUCGGGUUCGACCUCGGUCUGCCUCCGUCGCCGUCGACUCUCCACAUAUCGGAGAACCGGUUGACCCGGUGGCAACUCGUGCGGCAGCUGACCGAGCGUUUUUGGCGGGUGUGGUAUCACGACUAUGUGAACACUCUACAACAACGAGGAAAAUGGAGGAAGGUGCAGCCGUCUAUCCAGGUCGGAAAAAUGGUCUUGAUCCGCAAUACCACCUUGCCGCCGUGCAAGUGGGAGUUGGGGCGAGUGACGCAGUGUCACCCCGGUCCCGACGGGCUCACUCGGGUGGUUACCGUCCGCACCGCCAACUCCACCCUUCAAAGGCCUAUCGUAAAGAUUUGCCUGCUGCCGGUCCACUGCGAGACCGAGUAG